AUGGUUGCUCGACAACCCCAGCCAUCAUUCGAGGAUGAGUCCCUUGCCUUCUUCCUGCAAGAGUACUGCAUCCAACCGGCGGCGGGCGUCAUUGGGGGGCAUCUGGAAUUCCUAGAGGGCAUGUACAAGGACGCAAGUCGGUCCUCGUGCAUACGUCCGGCCACUCUGGCUAUAGCUUACAUGGCUCUUUCUCGGCACUACAAAUCCUCGACGCUGUACGUUGCGGCGAGGAGCCACUAUGGAGCUGCCCUACGCACCGUCAAUAGAGAUCUCUCUGUAUCUAAGCGGCCCCUGAAGGACGAGACCUUGGUGUCGUUAAUGCUCAUGGGUAUGAUUGAGGAUAUCGAAUGCCAAGGACAAACAACAAAGGCCGUGCACAUGGCAGGUAUUUCCAACUUGGGUACUGAGACAGCAACCAAGCAACUCCCCUCCCUCGUAGCCAAGGAAAAUAUGCAAUGCCUGGCCAUUCCUGAUGCACAACUGAACACCAAGAGACAUGUCGUACGCUUGGCCCUGGUGGUGACUCGCAUUGGCCAGUUUUACCGGGCCUCGAGGCAAAUCACAGCUGCCGAUUCAGCAUUGACUCCAAUCGCGCAGCAAGUUCAGCUCGUGUCGCUGAUCAAACAAGCCUUGGCAAUCGCCGGGGAGCUGGCCAUGAUCCAAAAAGACGCCAUGCCUGCGAAACUCAGACCGCACGAGACGACGGACAAACGGCCUGCGAACCCGGCCAAUCAGUCUCUCAUCAGCUUCAAUUCGCAAUGGACCGCGUCGAGGUGGAGUCAGUUUGCUUUGUAUCUGAUACUCUUCUUUGAGAGACUGUCCAAGUGCUCAGACGCACUGUUGCAGUUGCAGCUGGAAGUGAUAGGUGACGAGGAUAAACAAUUGGCCCGGGCCGCCGGGGCCAUCUCCGAGGGGCAGAUCAAAACCAUGAUCCAUAAGCUUUGCAGUGGCCUGCCUUAUUUAAUGGGUGAGGUCGAUAAGCAGGGGCGGCCUCUCUCGGUACCGGAGCGGCAAAGCGUGAUUAUGUACCAUCUCGUUUGGCCACUCUCGGUCGUCAUUGUGAGCUCUCAUAGCACCCUGGAACAAGUAGAGGACGCGCAAACGAGGCUGAAUGCAAUCAGGGAUAUGUACGGCAUUAGACUCGCUUAUUUUGCCCCGGGUUUAGCAAGGGAUUUGAUGGCUUAG
This is a messenger RNA of Fusarium graminearum PH-1, 1185 nucleotides long. RefSeq lists its product as uncharacterized. The transcript is spliced from 3 exons. Bases 1 to 1185 code for a protein of 394 amino acids. NCBI's taxonomy places the organism in Eukaryota, Fungi, Ascomycota, Sordariomycetes, Hypocreales, Nectriaceae. The record is from RefSeq and is a predicted model, not a curated record.